Aspergillus homomorphus CBS 101889 is the source of this 1074-nucleotide messenger RNA. Its product is annotated as IPI1/TEX10 family protein. NCBI's taxonomy places the organism in Eukaryota, Fungi, Ascomycota, Eurotiomycetes, Eurotiales, Aspergillaceae. Gene Ontology annotation, biological process: rRNA processing. The transcript has 3 exons. The coding region runs from base 1 to 1074 and encodes 357 amino acids. The record is from RefSeq and is a predicted model, not a curated record. Gene Ontology annotation, cellular component: nucleus.
AUGGGCUCCAGCGCCAAGAAGAAGAAGGAGAAACAGAAGGACUUCCAAAAAGCGAAACUAAAAGUCGGCAAAACUAAAGUCAAGCCGGAUAACUUCACCGACACAAGCUUCAAAGCCAAGAGCAUAACCCUAACGCAACAAUCCCUAACCCUGCACGCACCGACAAGCAGCAGCCAGUUCACGCAUAACGUGUCCCUCCUGUCCUCCAAAUCCGACACCCAGCGCCGCGACGCUCUCGCGCAUCUCACCACGCACCUCUCCAACCUCACGCCCAGCGGCAGGGCGCCGCCACAACCAACCGCCACGCUCCUCCAAACCCUCACGCCACUGAUCCUCGACAGCAGCGCCUCAGUCCGCACCAACCUCCUCCGUCUGUUCCGUCUGCUCCCGCCCCGCGACGUCCAGGACCACGUCGCCCAGCUCCUGCCGUUCGUGCGCGCCGGCAUGACGCAUCUGGCUGCUGAUGUGCGGGGCACCGCCGUCGAGGUUCUAGCCUGGUUGGUGGAGGUUGCGGGCGCCGAGGUUGUGGGUUGUGCGGGUGGGUGGAUUAAGACUCUGAAUUGCUUUCUCAGUGUGCUCGGCUGGCAUACUGAUGAGUCGGCGAAGUGGUCUGCUUCCCGCGCGGCGUUUGGCAAGGCGGGGACCCAGGGGAGGCCUGUCGUUAGGAUUCUGGGGGUCUUAGCGGGUUUUUUAGCUGUGGGAAUUGGGGGGGAUGAUGGGGAUAGGAAUGGGGAUGUGGCUAUGGGGGACGGGGAUGCGAAUGUUAAAGUUGCGGGUGGCGUCGCGAAUUGGGAGUUCCCUCUCGCCUCCGUCGAGGCGCAUAUGCUCCCCAAGACGGCUCAGCCGUAUGUGUAUUUGAAUCUGUUUGGGCAGCCGAGGGAUGAGGAGGGCGAGAUGUAUGAGACGCGCGAGGAUCGGUUCCGUGUUUUCGGGGCGAAGUUCCUCAAGGCGGUUGAGCGCGGCGUCGAGAGUGCGCGCCAGGAUGGUGGCGAGGUCGGUAGGGCUUCGUCGGCUGUUAGUAAGGUGCUCAAGGAGGCCUUGGUUUACGCGCGCGGCGCGGGUUUGGAUGUUUGA